AUGGUUAAAUCUCGUAAAUUAAAAAAUACUGAUCGUCAAGAUUCAGUAGGUAUUCGAGCAAAAUCAGCUAUUUCUAUUGAGCCUCCAAAAAAAGUUAUUAGAGCACUUUAUGAUUAUGUUUCUCAGUCUUCAGUUGAACUUGCAUUUUCUAAAGGCGAUUUUUUUCAUGUAAUAGGUAAUGAAAAUGAUGAAAAUUGGUAUGAAGCAUGUAAUCCUGCAACUAAUGUUCGUGGUCUUGUUCCAGUAUCUUAUUUUCAGGUUUUAGGACGGACUGAGAAAGAUAGUUUGCAUAUUAAAAAUUCAGAGAAAUUAAACGAAAAAAAUCAUGUUACUGAGGCUCCUGUAAAGAAUCAGUCUUUAUAUGGGGUUGUUCAGUAUGAUUUUCAUGCAGAAAGGCCUGAUGAGCUUGAAGCUCAGGCUGGAGAAGCUAUUAUAGUGAUUGCACAGUCAAACCAUGAAUGGUUCGUGGCUAAACCAAUAGGUAGAUUAGGUGGUCCAGGUCUUAUUCCUAUUUCUUUUAUAGAGAUUAGAGAUUUUUCUACAGGGAAAGCUAUUACUAAUGUUCAAGAACUUGUAGAUAGCAUGGCAAUUCCAAGAGUUGAAGAAUGGAAGAAAAUGACUGCUGAGUAUAAGAAUAAUAGUAUUUCUCUUGGAAAAUUUAAUUUUGACGAGAAAUCAUCUAAUAAAAAUAAUUCUGUUUCCCAAAAUAAUCAAAGUGUUGAAUGUUCAAAGAAAUCUAUGCAUGAUAUUAAAUUGGUUUCUGGAUCUUUUUAUAAUAAUAAUAAUGAAUAUAUUUGUAUAGUUUCUUCACGUGUUAUUAAGCAUGUUUAUAUUAAUGAGGGAUAUCAAUAUCUUGUUCACGCUGAAAUGGAAAAUUCUCGUUAUCGCAGUUUAUUUAGAUAUUACGAGGAUUUUUAUAAUUUGCAAGUGAUGUUGCUUGAAGAAUUUCCUGUAGAGGCUGGUAGAACAGGUGAACGGCGUAUAUUACCAUAUAUGCCAGUCCCUUUAUCUUAUGUUGAUGAUCAAAUUUCUCAAAGAAGAUGUAUUGAUUUAGAUACUUAUUUGAGGGAUCUUUGUAGAUUACCUUCUUAUAUUAAGCGAAGUUCUUUAGUAACGGGUUUUUUUCUCUUGAGAGAUUCUGAUACAGAGUCUGAUACGCCUAUAACAACUCAAUUAUCUAGUCCUGAGUUUUCUGGAAAAGUAUUUGAAAAUUCCGAGUCAUAUGGUUCUUUUUUGAAUGAUAAUGAUAUAUCUUUAUUUUCGACUAGUUCUAAGAAAUCUAUUUCAGGAAAUUUAUCAUCAUCUAAUGCAUUUUCUUCACCUGUAUCUUCUGGGAAUUUUGGGUUUAGUUUUAACGCAAGACCUGCUGAGUCAGGAUAUGAUUCUGAAGUGUCUAAAUUGAGUGAAAUGUUUCAGAAUUCAUCAAUUUCAAAAAAUGAGUAUACUUAUCCUCAUGUUUCUCAAACUUUAAAAGAAUCUCAAACUCAGGGUUUAAAACUUUCACAGGAUAAUACUUUGCAUAGUGGAAUUUACUCGGAUUCUCUUUAUAUUAAAAUAAAAAUAUUUUUUGCAGAUGAUCUUAUUGCAAUUCGUGUACCACGGCAAAUUACAUUUAUUCAACUUAUGGAAAAACUUCAAGAUCGCUUAGGUAUUGUAAUAAAGUCUUUGCGAUGUAAAGAAAUGAAUAAUCAUUCGUGUUUUAUAAGAUGUGAUGAUGAUUUACGGAAUGCAAUAAAUCAAAAUUCAAAAUUGGUUUUGUAUGUUGAAUAA
Messenger RNA from Pneumocystis jirovecii RU7, 1770 nucleotides. Its product is annotated as phosphatidylinositol-3-phosphate-binding protein BEM1. The record is from RefSeq and is a predicted model, not a curated record. Gene Ontology annotation, molecular function: phosphatidylinositol binding; protein binding; superoxide-generating NADPH oxidase activator activity. The coding region runs from base 1 to 1770 and encodes 589 amino acids. Gene Ontology annotation, biological process: superoxide anion generation. The transcript is spliced from 2 exons. Lineage: Eukaryota; Fungi; Ascomycota; Pneumocystomycetes; Pneumocystales; Pneumocystaceae.